AUGCCUCUCGGUCGUGCGACCAAGUUUGGUUCUCAAGCUGCUCAGGAUAGUGCAUCUCACCUGAGCAGCAGCCCUACGAGCGAACCAGUCUCUCAUGUCAGCACGUCGCCACAGUCACAUUUGCUCUCGCAAACCCAGUCUCAAGCCCAGAGCCCGAGUGCUAUCUCCCCGUCGCACUCCCAGCCCCAAUCACUGCCACCUUCUAGCUCAGCGCAGCCUGUGAAUGUACCACGGUGGCCAUCGGGUGUACCCACAUCUCACGGCCCAUCACGUGUUGAGCAUACGAACUCACGCAAACACUUGAGUCGCGAACACAGCACAAACUUUUCUUCCUCGCUCCGGAGGCAGCGAAGCAACUCUCGAAGCGCUAGCAAGUCAUCUUUCACAAUCGACACUCUACGCCCUGAUGAAAUACGAUCUGCUAUCGCCGUACUUGGAUCUUACUUCCCACGUGAGGAGACUCCUAGCUCCUCCCAACUGAGUGCGCGAGUUGAUCGCGCGCCUCAUCUUACGUUAGGUGUGUUCGUUUCAUUGCCACCGCCUAUGGUGGCUGGGCCUUUAUCAGUGUCGGGUGACUUGAGGCGCCGUCUCAUUGGCGUUCUGAGUGCCACGGCAGCACCAGCGCAUAUCAUGCAGAGCAUGUAUGGUCACAGUCAGUCAUCACUGGCUCGAGUCGUUUGCAUUCAAGACUUCGGGGUUGAGCAAGGUUAUCGGCACCAGCGCAUUGGGUCGCGAUUGCUCUCUGAAUUUAUCCGGCGCUUACAAGUGCCAGAGUAUGGGAGUGCGCCGCAUCAACAAGAAUACGAAAUUGUUUCUGUCGUUUGUCCGAUGAAAAGGCGCUCGUUUUUCGAGGAGUUUGGCUUCCGCUUCCACUCUUUCAGCUAUGAAUCGCGAGCUAUGGACCCGUGGAUCGAAAUGCGUCGCCAUGUUUCUGGACAUGUGCUCCCUAGUUUAGAUACAUCAUUUGCACAAGAAGAUUGGGCAGACCAGCACUCUUUGUUGUCAGCCAUAAGUUCACCAGCAACACAGGGACUUUCAUUCAACACAACACGGGCAGACAUGGCCGCACUAUCACUGUCUACGUCAAGUGAACGCGGCUUGAACACACGUCCGGCAAGUCCUCUUCCGUUUGGCGCCAUGUCUUUCUCACCCGCGAACAUGUCGCCGCUUGACACGACGUCUGCAACCUCUAACGAACAGAGCAUAUCAUUUUUGCUGCACAAGGCACACAUUGGUGACGGAGCAGCGCGCGACUUGGGCCUUGCUCCCCCCUUAUCCGCCCGACCUCAGCCAAAGCGAAAUCCCGGCAAAGCGUUUGAGGCCAUUUUCGGUGAGGCAAUGGCGAGCAAAACAUUUUCGGAAACUUUUCAAACAGCUCUCAAGUCACGUAUUGUGGAUUUCAAGUACGGCCUGAAUUUGUAUCCUCUACUGUGCCCCAAUGAAGCUUGUGAUUGCACGCUCGUUGCGCGUAAAUCAGCGGAAUGGACUAUGCGUGAGACCGGACCAUUGACCGACACGGUGGCCUCUAUAAAAGGCGAAGACACUUCCUCACAUGUUGACAAUCCCGAGGUUGCCCAUGCGCCUUGGGCAAUUGCUAUGAGCCAAGCGUGCACAGAGUCUACCGCGACGAUUGGACCAGUGCGAGGAUUCUGGCAUGUGCCCAACCCUAUGGGAUUUGACAAUGUGACCUUCACACGCAACAUGGAAUGGACCGUUCCAAGCCCAACAACGCCGCUACCGACAUCCAUGGCGCGUACUUCAUCCUCAUCUAAUCAACAUUCACGACGACGCGAUUCGCGAAACAGCAUGUCUACGUUGCGGCAGACGCUUCGCAUGCAUGAAGCUCCUCAACGUGAAAGUUCUGACUCGGCCGUCCCAGAUAUGCCCGAUGAUUGUCAUUGGGACGUUACACCUGGUGAGGUUCGAACCAUCAAGUACAUUAUGUGUCCCGAUUGUGGUUGUGGCCCGCUUGGUUUUUCGAUUUUACCCAGAGGAACCACAGAAGAAUCACAGCAAUCGGUGAUGCAAAACAAUGACUGCUAUUUAGCAGUAUUUCGUGUUAGAUACUACGUAUAG
Molecule: messenger RNA, 2076 nt
Organism: Malassezia globosa CBS 7966
Lineage: Eukaryota; Fungi; Basidiomycota; Malasseziomycetes; Malasseziales; Malasseziaceae
Exons: 1
Coding region: 1-2076 (691 amino acids)
Biological process (GO): small GTPase-mediated signal transduction
Cellular component (GO): cytoplasm
Molecular function (GO): guanyl-nucleotide exchange factor activity; aralkylamine N-acetyltransferase activity
Source: RefSeq, a predicted model, not a curated record